Molecule: messenger RNA, 1767 nt
Organism: Aptenodytes forsteri (emperor penguin)
Lineage: Eukaryota; Metazoa; Chordata; Aves; Sphenisciformes; Spheniscidae
Gene: NEURL1
Product: neuralized E3 ubiquitin protein ligase 1
Exons: 5
Coding region: 16-1509 (497 amino acids)
Biological process (GO): negative regulation of Notch signaling pathway; nervous system development
Cellular component (GO): plasma membrane; postsynaptic density
Molecular function (GO): ubiquitin protein ligase activity
Source: RefSeq, a predicted model, not a curated record
GGAUCCCAGAUCAUCAUGGACACGACGCAGAAGGCAGUGAAGCGCCAGGCUAGCUUCUGCAAUGCCAUUACUUUCAGCAACAGGCCCAUCGUUAUUUAUGAACAAGUCAGGCUUAAGAUCACUAAAAAGCAGUGUUGCUGGAGUGGGGCUCUUCGACUUGGGUUUACUUCCAAGGAUCCAUCGAGGAUUAACCCUGACACUCUGCCGAAGUAUGCAUGCCCUGACUUGGUUUCCCAAAGCGGUUUUUGGGCCAAGGCUCUGCCAGAAGAGUUUGCGAACGAGGGAAACAUCAUAGCCUUCUGGGUGGACAAGAAGGGACGGGUUUUCUAUCGGGUGAACGACUCCGCUGCGAUGCUUUUCUUCAGCGGGGUGAGGACGGCAGAGCCCCUCUGGGCUUUGAUCGACGUCUACGGACUUACCCGUGGAGUGCAGCUCUUAGACAGUGAAAUCAUUCCUCCCGACUGCCUGCGGCCCCGCUCCUUCACCGCCAUCCGCCGGCCCUCGCUGCGGCGGGAGACGGAGGACACGCGCCUCUCAGUCAGCCUGUGCGACCUCAACCUGCAGGAGGAGACCUUCCACGUGAUGGCCACCACGUGUCCCAUCCCACAGAACUCCCUCAACUCCCAGCACUCCCACCUCCUCCCCUCCCAGCUGGAGAGUGACCUCCGCUUUCACCACCUCCGGGGACCCCACGUCAAAAUCCUCGAUGACCAAACUGUGGCCCGUCUGGAGCACGCCCGGGAGGAGAGGACUUUGGUUUUCACCAACAGACCCCUUCGGAUCAACGAAACCAUUUUUGUCAAAAUCAACAAGUCCAAUGCUGUGCGCACGGGGACGCUGUCCUACGGGGUGACGUCCUGCGACCCCAGCACCUUGCGCCCGAGCGACCUCCCCUAUAACCCCGAGUCCUUGGUCGACCGAAAGGAGUUCUGGGCCAUCUGCCGAGUCGUGGUGCCCCUCCAGAGUGGAGACAUCCUGGGAUUUAUGGUGAAUUCGGAUGGUGAGCUGCACUUGAGUCACAAUGGUGCCGGCACUGGCAUGCAGGUCUGCGUGGACUGUUCCCAGCCCCUCUGGAUGUUCUUCGUUUUACACGGCGCGGUCACGCAAAUUCGAUUGUUGGGUUCCACCAUAUUAGCCGAGCGGCUGGGGCUGUCUACACCAAGCUCACCCACAUCGACACCCAAUUCCCCCACUGUCCUCUGCAGCGGUGUCUCUGACCCUAUAUUGUCUACAUGUGGCUCUGGCCCCCUCUGCAGCUCUAUCAGUGGCACAGCUCCCAACUCUCCCAUCAGCUUGCCUGAGUCACCCAUCUCCCCGUCCGUCUCAGGGCCCUGGGGAGAUGAAUGCACCAUCUGCUACGAGAACAUGGUAGACACGGUCAUUUACUCUUGUGGACACAUGUGUCUCUGCUAUUCGUGUGGGCUGAAGCUCAAGAAGAUGGCCAACGCUUGCUGCCCCAUUUGCAGACGGGCCAUCAAAGAUAUCAUCAAAACAUACCGCAGCACUUAGAGCAGCAGCAGGUGCUGUGGUGGGGACUGGACAGGUGGGGAGGAGGCUGUGAAACAACACAGGUCUUGGUCUCUAUUCAUCAUCCAGGAGAUUAAAAAACCAUCACCCACCACCACCCUGAUCCCCUCUUCCAUGGACAACAGAUGAGACAAGCUUAGACGCUGCUCUUCUACCCUCCAAGCAAGCCCUGGGGCUGAACUCCAGUGUGUCAGGGAAGUUGCAAUGGACUACUCUCCCUUGUGGAUUUUAAACUUUAUC